AUGACUGAUUACCCUCAUCGAUUCUUUGAUAUGGGCGGCAACAACACUGCGCCUAAUUCAAUCCUUGCUAUGGCUAGCCUUUCGCAGCCAGGUCCUGAUAUUCUCGACUAUGAUGGAGAUAGCGGCACAACAACUACUCUCCAUCAUAACUUGUGGAUGAAUUCCAUGUUUGCUAAUACUACAGUUGGCGAAAUCAUGCAAUUGAACGGGUCUGCUAUUUGUGCGGAAUAUGUCAUCGCCAAACAUGCUGUCAUCUAUAACACGAGUGUGGAUACAUAUGGAAACUAUGUAUCGCUGUUCUAG
Messenger RNA from Penicillium malachiteum, 303 nucleotides. RefSeq lists its product as uncharacterized. The coding region runs from base 1 to 303 and encodes 100 amino acids. The transcript has a single exon. NCBI's taxonomy places the organism in Eukaryota, Fungi, Ascomycota, Eurotiomycetes, Eurotiales, Aspergillaceae. The record is from RefSeq and is a predicted model, not a curated record.